This is a messenger RNA of Dissoconium aciculare CBS 342.82, 1952 nucleotides long. RefSeq lists its product as uncharacterized. Gene Ontology annotation, molecular function: phosphoprotein phosphatase activity; protein phosphatase regulator activity. The transcript has a single exon. Gene Ontology annotation, cellular component: Nem1-Spo7 phosphatase complex. Bases 323 to 1741 code for a protein of 472 amino acids. Lineage: Eukaryota; Fungi; Ascomycota; Dothideomycetes; Mycosphaerellales; Dissoconiaceae. Gene Ontology annotation, biological process: nuclear envelope organization. The record is from RefSeq and is a predicted model, not a curated record.
CGCGGGAGGAGAAUAUGCAAGGUUGACGAACAACCCAAACCCUAACCUAACACCCGGUCGGCAGACAAAGCCGGGAACCGCAGCUCAUCAUCAUCCGAUAAUAAAUACGUCGGCUGCUUGCGAGUACGUCAGAUGAUACGAUCACCUCCGUGCCCGGACAUGAGCAACCCACUGCUGCACAACAUUUGAUCACUGGCUACUGUUAGAAAAUCAGGCAUUGCAAGGAACCGUACUACAUCUCGCAGCAGCUGCAUGGCCACAACCACACAAGAGUAAAAGAUACCAACAAGCCCAGCUGACUCGCAUUGCACCCGACACAACAAUGAGCAGCCCAAUCGACCGCGUCGUCAAAGGCGCACCACCUCCCGACCUCUCCCCCGACCAAAUCGCCGCCAGUGCUCGUGCAAUCUCCCAACACUCCAUUACCGCUCCCAUACCACCUCAUCACAGCAACAGUAGUGACCCUAGAGAUGCUCUACCUUCCAGCCCACCCCAGAUCUACCUCAAUCUGCUCAUCCUCGAAUCUUCCCUGCGACUGCAAUACUUGAGUCUCCGGGCUCGCCUCCGAUUACACUGCCUUCUACUCCUCGCACUGACCGCAUGGGUUCUGGUCUUUACCUAUCUGCUCUUCUUCCGUCCCCGUGAAGACGGCCAGGGCGUCGGCGGCAGCGUCUACUGGGUCCUCGAAUCCGGCGAGAAGCUCGCCUGGUGCUCCGGUGUCGUUACGUUCUGUCUCUUCUGGGGCUCGGGAAUGUACGCGCGGGGUGUCCACUGGCCGCGACGCUUCAUCUCCACGACCAACCGUGGUCUGCGCGGCUUCAACCUCAAAGUCGUGGUCGUCAAGGGUUCCUUCCUCGCCGAACUCGGCGGCUGGAUUGCUGUUCUUGAUCCUCUCGGCUAUCUCCAAGCCAAGCGUGUCAAUUUCCAAAUUGUCCCUCGUGACAUCGAAGCCGGCGCCGCGCGGGAUCAUUGGAAUGCACACGCCGCACGCCAUGGUCUUCUCGAGGAAGAUAUCGCGCCCGGUGGCGAUGCACUUCGCGUACUUCUUCUCCCCAAGCCUUUCAGCCCGGACUUCCGGGAAGGCUGGGAUACUUACCGGCAGGAGUACUGGGAGAAGGAAAACGCACGGCGGGCUGCGCUGCGGGCUGUGGUGCGCGCGCGCGAGCGCGAAGUCGCCCGCCGUGAAGGCGGUUGGCUAUGGUGGACCGGCUGGCGCGGAUGGAAGAAUGUCCGCAUUAUUCAGAGCCGUCAGAGCCGGAGACAGAUGGAUCUAGCGAAACUGGCACUCCGGGAGAAAGCGGUCAACGUAGCGGCCAAGCGCAUGAAGGACCGACUAAGAGACGAUGCAUCCGUUUCAUCUCGGGCCUCAUCACGAUCGAGCACGCCUGCGCCCGCGGACGGAGAUGGCACAGGACAGCAAUCGAGGCAAGGGAGUGUAGAUGGCCGUCGGCACAGACGAGCUAGUAGUUCGGCGAGCAGCACGACGGGAGCAGGAGCGUCACGACGGUCGAGAAAGGGUCUUUCGGGGAAUGAGAAGAGUCGGCUGAGCGCGACGGAGACGCUGUUUGGAGAUUCCGGGUGGGACCCAUCGGCGAUGAAAAUGACGGAGAUUAAGAAGGAGGAUUCUUCUCAGCAACGACAGCAGCAGCAGCAGCAGCAGCAUACGCCGGUUGUUCCGACGAUUAAGGUCGAGACGGUGCUUGCGGAUCAUCAGAUCAAGCGGGAACCUGAGGAGAUCUAGGAUCUUCUCCUUUGAUUAUUGCUCUGUUGCAUGACGAUUUAGCUAAGAUGUUAUGUGUGUUACUAGAGUUGAUACAUGACGUUAGAUGCGCAAUUGAUCUCUGGGGACACUCCUGUAUCUGAUCACAACGAAACACCGCAUGAACGCUCGACUAAUCACCAACGAAUACCCCUGUGUUGCAAUGUACACCCUACAGUCUAGCCAUCCCUCA